UAAUUGUCAAUGUCAAAUGUUAAAUUCAAGAUAAGCCGGUUUUGUUGUUGGCUGUUUAUUAUAAAUUUCAUACCUACGUACUGUUUUGUUUGAAUAUUAUUUUUAUGUAAUUAUAUUAUACACAUACACAAUAGUAUAUAAAAAUGAAUAAACUCGGGACAGAUCCUAAGGUUAAGAAAUCUCUUGUAAGAAAUAUCGAACAUAGAGUGAAAUCGUCACGAAAGCAAGUAGUUCACGAUGUGGCUUGCUCUUCUAGAAAAAGUGAUCAAAGUUCCCAAAAAGAAAAUGACUUAGGCCAACCAACACUUUGUUCAAGUGAAGUCUAUGCUAAUUACCUUAGUGACGUAAAAAAAUCGCUGCCUGUACCAUCGGAAGAAAAUGUUUAUGUGGAUAAAGUUCAACUAAGCUCAAAAAUGACCAAAAAACUUAAUUUUCAUUUCAAUGAUAAAAUAUAUAAAAACCUUAUAGAAUUAAAUGCCAGUGUAGAGGAAAGCAAAAGCCGCAAAGACAAGCGCCCCUUAUGUGGUACAAGCAAAAGGGACCUCGAGCCAAAUUUAGAAGAUUUUUUUGAAGAUGAAGAGGAAAUAGAUUCUCCACCCAACAUCCCUAUUGUGAAGAAUAAAUUCAAGCCUGUGAAAUAUACUGAGAAUAGAUUCAUGCAUACACUGGUUGCAUCCUAUGAAGAUUUAUGACAUUCACCAAUAUUAAAACAUGUUAAUUUUGCUUCA
This is a messenger RNA of Plodia interpunctella (Indianmeal moth), 728 nucleotides long. RefSeq lists its product as uncharacterized. The coding region runs from base 144 to 692 and encodes 182 amino acids. The record is from RefSeq and is a predicted model, not a curated record. Lineage: Eukaryota; Metazoa; Arthropoda; Insecta; Lepidoptera; Pyralidae. The transcript has 2 exons.